Messenger RNA from Cryptomeria japonica (Japanese cedar), 4199 nucleotides. RefSeq names its product protein TPR1. The transcript is spliced from 26 exons. Bases 351 to 3773 code for a protein of 1140 amino acids. Gene Ontology annotation, molecular function: protein binding. Gene Ontology annotation, biological process: regulation of DNA-templated transcription. The record is from RefSeq and is a predicted model, not a curated record. NCBI's taxonomy places the organism in Eukaryota, Viridiplantae, Streptophyta, Pinopsida, Cupressales, Cupressaceae.
AGCAACUGGAAUCCGGGGUACCUCGGGAAAAGGAUGAUGAAAUCCUUUUUCUCUCCUCUUUUUCCUUUCGCAUUUAUUAAAUUCUGCGCUUGGAGAGUCGGAGACGACAGAGAUGAUUAAAUGGCAAGCAGUUUUUCCAAUGGUUGAAUAAACGAGCAAAUUUAUUUUUUUGGCCCGAAACCCUUGCCUGCACAAGGCUUUAAAGCUUUACGGCUGUUGCGUGAAGACUCAGAUUUUGCAGUGUCUCUGGUUGCGUUCGAAAUCCUGUCAAGGGGUUAGCGACAGAUAAAAUUUGAGCUCGUGGAAUUCAAUAACUAAGUUUACAGAAGUAUCAAACAAAAUCUGGCAACAUGACGUCUCUUAGUAGGGAAUUGGUGUUCCUUAUCCUGCAAUUUUUGGAUGAGGAGAAAUUUAAAGAGUCUGUGCACAAACUUGAGCAAGAAUCUGGCUUUUAUUUCAACAUGAAGUAUUUUGAGGACAAGGCUAUGGCUGGGGAAUGGGAUGAAGUUGAGCGUUAUCUCUCAGGGUUCACGAAGGUUGAUGACAAUCGGUAUUCCAUGAAAAUUUUCUUCGAGAUCAGGAAGCAGAAGUAUCUAGAAGCCCUGGACAGACAAGACCGUGCCAAGGCAGUUGAUAUAUUGGUGAAUGAUCUGAGGGUAUUCUCAACAUUUAACGAAGACCUAUAUAAGGAAAUCACUCAGCUCUUAACACUGAAUAACUUCAGAGAAAAUGAACAAUUGUCUAAAUAUGGCGAAACAAAGUCUGCAAGAAGUAUCAUGCUUCUGGAGCUUAAAAAACUGAUAGAGGCGAAUCCUUCAUUUCGAGAGAAACUUGCAUUUCCUAACUUGAAGGCAUCAAGGCUGCGAACUUUGAUUAACCAAAGUGGUUUGAGCAGUUUGAACUGGCAGCACCAGCUAUGCAAAAAUCCUAGACCAAAUCCAGACAUAAAGACAUUGUUCACAGAUCAUGCAUGUGGACCUCCAAAUGGAACUCGGACUCCUACACAGGCUACAGCUUCACUGGCAGGUGGAUUACCCAAAACACCCUUUCCACCUAUUGGAGGACCUCAUGGGCCUUUUCAACCAGUUGCAACCGCCACUAACACCUUGGCAAGUUGGAUGUCAAAUCCCACUGUGGUUACGUCUGCUCAACCUUCUGUUGCUGUUGGAACUAUUCCAAUUCCUUCUAAUCAAGUAUCUCUUCUAAAACGUCCAAGAACUCCUCCAACCAGUGCAACUCUGGUUGAUUAUCAAACUGCUGAUUCUGAGCCUUUAAUGAAGCGAGUGCGUCCAAUUCCUCAGUCUAUUGAGGAGGUGACAUAUCCAGGUUGUACUCAACGAUGGUCAUUGGAGGACCUUCCAAGGACAGUAGCCCAAACACUUAAUCAAGGUCAUUCUGUUACAAGCAUGGACUUUCAUCCUUCUCAACAAACACUAUUACUUGUUGGCACUGGGAAUGGAGAAAUAACACUAUGGGAGGUUAGUUCCAAGGAAAAAUUGGCUUCAAGGCCCUUCAAAAUUUGGGACGUGAAUAAUUGCUCUAAUACAUUGCAGGAUCCAUAUGAAUCUUCAGUCUCAAGUUUUGCAGUCAAUCGAGUGAUAUGGAGUCCUGAUGGAAGUUUGAUAGGGGUUGCUUUUAGUAAGCACUUCAUUCAUGUUUAUGGUUAUCAAGUGCAAGCUGAUCUGAGACAGCAUUUGGAGAUUGAUGCACAUGUUGGUGGAGUCAACGACUUAGCAUUCUCUCAUCCAAACAAGCAGCUUUGCAUUAUAACUUGUGGAGAUGAUAAGAUGAUUAAGGUUUGGGAUGCCUUAACUGGUCGCAAAAUUUAUAACUUUGAGGGCCAUGAGGCAGCUGUAUAUUCUGUGUGUCCCCAUCACAAGGAAAGUAUUCAGUUUAUCUUUUCAACUGCCAUUGAUGGAAAAAUUAAAGCCUGGUUAUAUGACAAUGCGGGAUCAAGGGUAGACUAUGAUGCUCCUGGAAAAUGGUGUACGACAAUGAUGUAUAGUGCUGACGGGACAAGGCUAUUUUCUUGUGGCACAAGUAAAGACGGAGAGUCGUUCCUGGUUGAGUGGAUGGAGAGUGAGGGAGCGAUCAAGAGAACAUACACUGGUUUCAGAAAGAAGAAUACAGGUGUCGUCCAAUUUGAUACAACACAGAACCACUUUUUAGCUGUGGGGGAUGACCACCAGAUAAAGUUCUGGGAUAUGGACAACACUAACAUUCUUACAGCAGUUGAUGCUGAAGGUGGCCUACCGACCCUUCCUCGUCUUAGAUUCAACAAAGAAGGGUCUCUUCUUGCAGUUAAUACUGCAGAUAAUGGAAUAAAGAUUCUUGCUAAUGCAGAUGGACACAGACUACUUAGGACAAUUGAGAAUCGUCCUUUUGAUGGAUCAUCAAGGUUACUCAUGGAUCCAACUGCAAUUAAGGUAUCUGGUGGUAUUCCAAUUGUUGCAGCAAGUGCAGCUACUAGUUCAGCUACUGAUAGAACAGAGCAUAUUGAGAGAGUUUCUCCAACCGGUGCUGUUUCUGGAAUGAGUGGGGUUGAUCCAGCACAAAAUUCAGAGAAACCAAGGGCGGCAUUGGAUGAUGUAUCUGAGAAAAUUAAACCCUGGAAGCUUGCUGAAAUCAUUGAUCCUACGCAAUGCUGGUGCAUAACACUACCCGAAGCUGCAUCCGAGUCUGCUUGCAAGGUUUCCAGGCUUCUAUACACAAAUAACGGAGUUGGAUUAUUAGCUCUUGGAUCUAAUGCAGUGCAUACAUUAUGGAAGUGGAGUCGCCAGGAGCUGAACCCCAGUGGCAAGGCAACUGCUAGUAUUCCUCCACAGCGUUGGCAACCAAGUAGUGGUCUUCAAAUGACUAAUGAUAUAACAGAUACAAAUCCAGAGGAGGCUGUUCCGUGCAUAGCUUUGUCAAAGAAUGAUUCAUAUGUAAUGUCAGCAUCAGGUGGCAAAGUGUCCCUAUUCAACAUGAUGACAUUUAAGGUUAUGACUACAUUCAUGCCUCCACCCCCAGCACCGACAUUCCUAGCAUUCCAUCCACAAGACAAUAACAUCAUAGCUAUUGGAAUGGAAGAUUCAAGUAUCCACAUAUAUAAUGUCAGAGUAGAUGAGGUGAAAACUAAGUUACAAGGUCAUCAGAAAAGAAUCACGGGUCUUGCUUUUUCCAAUUCUCAGAAUGUUCUCGUGUCAUCUGGUGGGGAUGCACAACUCUGUGUAUGGAACACAGAGACAUGGGAAAAGCGUAAAUCAAAGUUUAUCCAACUGCCACCUGGAAAACCAGUUUCUGGAGACACACGAGUUCAGUUUCAUUCAGACCAGCUUCACAUUCUUGUUGUUCAUGAAACACAACUUGUUAUUUAUGAUGCCUAUAAGCUGGAACAACAACGGCAGUGGUCACCACAAGGCACCCUUCCUGCACCAAUAUCCUAUGGAACAUAUUCACAUAAUAGCCUGCUCAUUUUUGCAUCAUUCUAUGAUGGUAGUAUUGGUGUGUUUGAUGCUGAAACACUGAGGCUAAGAUGUCGGAUAGCCCCAACUGCCUAUUUAAAUCCAGGAGUCAACAGUCAGGGUGUUUUUCCCUUGGUUAUUGCUGCACACCCUUCCGAACCGAAUCAAUUUGCCCUUGGAUUGGCUGAUGGAGCAGUUAAAGUGCUAGAACCAUCUGAAGCAGGAGGACAAUGGGGAUUACCUGCACCUUCUGAAAAUGGAACAUUGACUGCUAUAGGUGCUGGUACAUCAACUAGUAACCAUGGCUCAGAACAAGUUCCAAGAUGACCAGAUUCUCUGUAUUUUCUUUGAUUGUUCAGUUAGGUACUUUUGUUAACUGGCAAGUUUUUUCUAUUUUUUCCCUCCCCAAUAAUGCAAAAUAGCAGGGUCAGGGCUAAUUUGCUUUGAUCCUUGUACAAAUAUUUACGGGUGGUGAUUACAUAACCAUUUUACUGGGCAAGUCACUGAAAGGACGAGUGAAUGUGAGUCGCCAGGGCAUGUAUUUUAUUUGUGUUCUCCUGGAGAUGAGAGAUUUUUUAUUGUUGAACAAUAAGUUCAAUAUGGCAUGAUGGCUUAUAUUCCUUCAAAUUUGCUUACAAUCGUUGGACAGAUUAUGCAGUUUGUUUUAAAUUGUUUUGUAAGCUUUGAUGGCGAUUCGGCCUUCGUUGAAGGAGACAUAUAUCAUUUCAAUAUAUUCAAAUACAAAUUUGGCUC